UCCCGGCUCCCGAGCAUGACGGGCCGAGCCGGAGGGUCCGCGCGCGCUCUGGUCGCCGCGCUGCUGGCGCCGGCGCUGGUGGCGCUGCUGGUGGCGCCGGCGCGGGGCCGGGGCGGCCGGGGUCACGGCGACUGGGACGCCGCCGCGCCGCUGCCGCCACUGCCGCCCCGCGAGGACGCGGCGCGCGUGGCCCGCUUCGUGACGCACGUGUGCGACUGGGGCGCGCUGGCCACGGUGGCAGCGGAGCCCGCGGUGCGCGGCCGGGCCUUCGCCGACGUGCUGUCGCUCAGCGACGGGCCCCCGGGCGCGGGCCGCGGCGCGCCCUACUUCUACCUGAGCCCGCUGCAGCUGUCGGCCGGCAACCUGCGGGAAAAUCCACAUGCUACGCUGACCAUGUCUUUGGCACAGACGAACUUCUGCAGGAAGCAGGGAUUUGAUCCCCAAAGUCCCCUCUGUGCUCACAUAAUACUGUCAGGAACCGUUACCAAGGUGAACCAGACGGAAAUGGGCUUUGCUAAGCAUUCCCUGUUUGUCCGACACCCUGAGAUGAAAACCUGGCCAUCCAGCCAUAAUUGGUUCUUUGCCAAGUUGAAUAUAACCAACAUCUGGGUCCUGGACUACUUUGGUGGACCAAAAAUAGUGACACCUGAAGAAUAUUAUAAUGUCACAUUUCAGUGAAGCAGAACACGGUGUCUUGAACGACACCCGGGAGGUGGCUGUGGAUGGCUUAUGCACACCUGAAGGCCUUAAUGUUUCUCUGUAGAACAUUUCCCAGAUGGGUUUGUUGGCUUUGCUUGCUUGCUUGUUUACAAAAUAGAGUUGCACUAUUCCUGGAUUUCUUGGAAGAUGUGGUUGCUA
This is a messenger RNA of Lontra canadensis (Northern American river otter), 858 nucleotides long. RefSeq names its product cellular repressor of E1A stimulated genes 1 (gene CREG1). Lineage: Eukaryota; Metazoa; Chordata; Mammalia; Carnivora; Mustelidae. The transcript is spliced from 4 exons. Bases 16 to 678 code for a protein of 220 amino acids. The record is from RefSeq and is a predicted model, not a curated record.